GGGCGGGGCCAGGCGUAGGGGGCGGGGCUACGCGCUGUAUAUGUGACAGAGGGGGCGGUGCUAGGUCAGAUAGACCGUGAGGUGUCGGGAGAAUCGUUACUGGGUUUCCCGCUUCAACAGUGAUUGGACGGAACCCGUUACCGCAAACAGCCGGAACCAUGAGCUCCCAGAUCCGCCAGAACUACCACCAGGACUGCGAGGCCGCCAUCAACCGCCAGAUCAACCUGGAGCUCUAUGCGUCCUAUGUCUACCUGUCCAUGGUGGGUAACUAGCCCUCUAACUAGCCCAGACUGACCUGUCCAUGGUGGGUAACUAGCCCUCUAACUAGCCCAGACUGACCUGUCCAUGGUGGGUAACUAGCCCUCUAACUAGCCCAGACUGGCCUGUCCAUGGUGGGUAACUAGCCCUCUAACUAGCCCAGACUGGCCUGUCCAUGGUGGGUAACUAGCCCUCUAACUAGCCCAGACUGGCCUGUCCAUGGUGGUGGGUAACCUAGCCAGACUGGCCUGUCCAUGGUGGGUAACUAGCCCUCCUAACUAGCCCAGACUGGCUGUCCAUGGUGGGUAACUAGCCCUCUAACUAGCCCAGACUGGACUGUCCAUGGUGGGUAACUAGCCCAGUAACUAGCCCUCUAACUAGCCCAGACUGGCCUGUCCAUGGUGGGUAACUAGCCCAGUAACUAGCCCUCUAACUAGCCCAGACUGGCCUGUCCAUGGUGGGUAACUAGCCCAGACUGGCCUGUCCAUGGUGGGUAACUAGCCCGGUAACUAGCCUGGCCAGCAGGGUAACUAGCCCAGACUGACCUGUCCAUGGUGGGUAACUAGCCCAGACUGACCUGUCCAUGGUGGGUAACUAGCCCAGACUGACCUGUCCAUGGUGGGUAACUAGCCCGGCUAGCAGGGUAACUAGCCCAAUAACUAGUCAUGGUGGGUAACUAGCCCAGACUAGACUGUCCCAGUAACUAGCCCAGCCUGACCUGUCAAUGGUGGGUAACUAGCCCAGCCUGACCUGUCCAUGGUGGGUAACUGGCCCGGCUAGCAGGGUAACUAGCCCUCUAACUAGCCCAGACUGGCCUGUCCAUGGUGGGUAACUGGCUAGCCCAGACUGGACUGUCCAUGGUGGGUAACUAGCCCUCUAACUAGCCCAGACUGACCUGUCCAUGGUGGGUAACUAGCCCUCUAACUAGCCCAGACUGGACUGUCCAUGGUGGGUAACUAGCCCAGUAACUAGCCCAGACUGGCCUGUCCAUGGUGGGUAACUAGCCCUCUAACUAGCCCAAACUGGCCUUUCCAUGGUGGGUAACUAGCCCUCUAACUAGCCCAAACUGGCCUGUCCAUGGUGGGUAACUAGCCCAGACUGGCCUGUCCGUGGUGGGUAACUAGCCCAGACUGGCCUGUCCGUGGUGGGUAACUAGCCCAGACUGGCCUGUCCGUGGUGGGUAACUAGCCCAGACUGGCCUGUCCGUGGUGGGUAACUAGCCCAGACUGGCCUGUCCGUGGUGGGUAACUAGCCCAGACUGGCCUGUCCGUGGUGGGUAACUAGCCCAGACUGGCCUGUCCGUGGUGGGUAACUAGCCCAGACUGGCCUGUCCGUGGUGGGUAACUAGCCCAGACUGGCUGUCCGUGGUGGGUAACACUAGCCCAAGACUGUGGCCUGUCCAUUGGUCUUGGGUAACUAGCCCAGACAUAGAAACAUAGAAACAUAGAAUGUGACGGCAGAUAAGAACCAUUCGGCCCAUCUAGUCUGCCCAAUUUUCUAAAUACUUUCAUUAGUCCCUGGCCUUAUCUUAGUUAGGAUAGCCUUAUGCCUAUCCCAUGCAUGCUUAAACUCCUUUACUGUGUUAACCUCUACCACUUCAGCUGGAAGGCUAUUCCAUCCACUACCCUCUCAGUAAAGUAAUACUUCCUGAUAUUAUUUUUAAACCUUUGUCCCUCUAAUUUAAGACUAUGUUCUCUUGUUGUGGUAGUUUUUCUUCUUUUAAAUAUAGUCUCCUCCUUUACUGUGUUGAUUCCCUUUAUAUAUUUAAAUGUUUAUCAUAUACCCCCCGUCUCGUCUUUCCUCCAAGCUAUACAUGUUAAGAUCCUUUAACCUUUCCUGGUAAGUUUUAUCCGCAAUCCAUGAACCAGUUUAGUAGCCCUUCUCUGAACCCUCUCUAAGGUAUCAAUAUCCUUCUGAAGAUACGGUCUCCAGUACUGUGUACAAUACUCCAAGUGGGGUCUCACCAGUGUUCUGUACAAUGGCAUGAGCACUUCCCUCUUUCUACUGCUAAUACCUCUCCUAUACAACCAGAGAAGCAUUCAAGACUGGCCUGUCCGUGGUGGGUAACUAGCCCAGACUGGCCUGUCCGUGGUGGGUAACUAGCCCAGACUGGCCUGUCCGUGGUGGGUAACUAGCCCAGACUGGCCUGUCCGUGGUGGGUAACUAGCCCAGACUGGCCUGUCCGUGGUGGGUAACUAGCCCAGACUGGCCUGUCCGUGGUGGGUAACUAGCCCAGACUGGCCUGUCCGUGGUGGGUAUCUAGCCCGGUAACUAGCCUGGCCAGCAGGGUAACUAGCCCAGUAACUAGCCCUCUAACUAGCCCAGACUGACCUGUCCAUGGUGGGUAACUAGCCCAGACUGACCUGUCCAUGGUGGGUAACUAGCCCGGCUAGCAGGGUAACUAGCCCAAUAACUAGUCAUGGUGGGUAACUAGCCCAGACUAGACUGUCCCAGUAACUAGCCCAGCCUGACCUGUCAAUGGUGGGUAACUAGCCCAGCCUGACCUGUCCAUGGUGGGUAACUGGCCCGGCUAGCAGGGUAACUAGCCCUCUAACUAGCCCAGACUGGCCUGUCCAUGGUGGGUAACUGGCCCGGCUAGCAGGGUAACUAGCCCUCUAACUAGCCCAGACUGGACUGUCCAUGGUGGGUAACUAGCCCAGACUGGACUGUCCAUGGUGGGUAACUAGCUCUCUAACUAGCCCAGUAACUAGCCCAGACUGGCCUGUCCGUGGUGGGUAACUAGCCCAGACUGGCCUGUCCGUGGUGGGUAACUAGCCCAGACUGGCCUGUCCGUGGUGGGUAACUAGCCCAGACUGGCCUGUCCGUGGUGGGUAACUAGCCCAGACUGGCCUGUCCGUGGUGGGUAACUAGCCCAGACUGGCCUGUCCGUGGUGGGUAACUAGCCCAGACUGGCCUGUCCGUGGUGGGUAACUAGCCCAGUCUGUCCCUUCUCACAUGGAUGUUUGUAUACAGGGAGACUAGCCCAGUGUGUCCCUUCUCACAUGGAUGUGCUGUGUGUACCUUCUCACAUGGAUGUAAUGUGUACCGGUCCAUGGUGUGCAUACAGGGAGACUAGCCCAGUCUGUCCCUUCUCUCACAUGGAUGUGCUGUGUAUACAGGAAGACUAGCCCAGUCUGUCACUUCUCACGUCGCAUAAUGGAUGUUUGCCGUGUCUUCAAGGGUGGCCACGGGCUUGGUUCUCACCUGGGGCAGGGCUGCAGCUCCUCUGAUGUUGUGACAGCUGAUCAGCUGAUGUGGGCUACCACUAAACCCUAUCCUAGCCUAUUUAGACAAUAGCAAAACAUGUCACACCAAAUCUAAUUUCUAGGUGUUUUAACACCCAUCACCCUCAGCUUGCAUUAAUGUGAUGGUUGUAGCCAGUAGGCUAAAGACUGCAGUUGGUCUGCAUGAUGAGCUUGGUCGGUGUCAUGUUGCAUGUAGUAGACCUCUUGGGUUGUAGUUUAUGCCAUAUUGAUAGAUAUUAUUCUGGCCUACCAUACGCAUUUAGAUACAGUAAAAGAAAUGAGUAACUGUAUUAUCUAGCCCAAGCAGAGAUGUGUUUAUCUGCAGACUGCAAUGAGUGUUGCUCUCACGGGACUCGUUAUAAGGCAGCAGUGAUGCGUAUGUUGGGUCCUCGGCAGUAGGGCUGAAUGUUGCGUGGUUUUGUCAAGGUGUGUUGGUGCAGGGCUGCAUUGUCUGAGCAGCUCUGCAUGCAUCAGCCGCCAGGCUUGUAAACAUAAGGUUUCUUGGUUUAUUAGGUGAAUCUUCUAUCUUUUCUCAGUGUGGGGGUCAGUCUGUUCCAGAUGAUAUAUUGAUUUUACGUUUCAGGGAAGAACCAGUCACUCCAGUAACUGUCCUUCCUAAGGCCUUCAUGGCACUUGAGGCGAAGCUCCAGAAAUCUGAAAGGGAAUGGGAGGUUUGUCCUUGGGUGUCUGGGUUUGUAGGUAUAGAAACUGAUGGUUUAAACUAGACACAGUAAUGAGGCAAUCAGUGGUGGAAUUAAGACAAUAGGUUUAUGAAACAAACAGACCUGUGUAUAUUUUGAUAUACAGGAUGUCACUGUGUAGGUGGGGUGAUGUGUUACCCGUGUGUUCAUUGUAUAUUUGUGAUCUGACCUUUUUACAUGUUGGCUGCACAUUGAAGGCCCAGCAAUAAAACUUUGCUUGGUUGCCAGACACUAGAAAAGGUCACAGGGAUUUUUACUGCUUGAAUCUUUCCUCCUCUUCUGUAAUGAACGGCUCAGCGUUGACACUUUGACUGUCUGGAACCUGUCCUACUGAUCUCCAAAACGUAACUCAAUGCUGUGAAAUCUGCAAACACUGUAACUUAAUGUUGUGUAACCCAGAAAAUCAUGUGCAUAUUUUCAUAACUUUUAUUUCAACACAAUCAGAUUAACGGUGAAGGGACCAUUAAAGAAAUUUCCAGUGGUCACAUUUGGAUGACGCUGCAGAUGUUUGCAGUUCCCAUUGUGCGCAGCCAGCUCUUGCUAUAUGGCAAUGCAGAUAUUUCCUUGCUGAAUCCUGCUGGUGCCAGUAAUUUCUCCUAAUCAAUACACGAGACCUGUAUGAAACAUCCAUUUCCUGAAACUCGAGUUGGCUACUGCUAAUGGAUCCAAUGACACGGUGUUAUUUGCAUGUUAUCAGUAGGUUUGCAGUUGAUGCUUUGACAUCUUGCCAGGGAAGCGUUCGCUUAGCAAUGUAACGGCAGCCUUGUGCAGAGAGGUACAAAGACGCAGUGACCUCUAAGCAUCCGGGGGAGCCUGUUUGUGUGUACACGUGGGUAUGGCUGGGAAUUUGUGCCAUGUGCACACAUGAUCCUCAAGGAUUGUGGUGCCCUCUGCUGGGUGUAGGCUGUAAGUCUUAACAUAAUAUGAGCUGUAAUAUUGCAAAUGUUCCCUUAUAGAAAAUAAUGUGAUCUAAAUGGAUCACAGGAGUCUACAUCUGAAGCUGAAUGUAUUGUUUUCUUGAGAGCGUGCAGGAUUAAUUUUCCCUUUAGCCAUCUGUUUAGUCUACAAUGGAAACACAUGAAUAUCAUAACCUUAAACUGAUCCAAAUGCUUCAUGCCAGCUGUCCUUCGAUACAGUGGGGCUCAUUCACUACACUCUGUUCCAGCCAAUUAAAAUCCAAAUGGCUGGGUGCGGAAAGUCUCCAAUGUGGGUGUAAUCACAGCCUAUCUUUUUGUCUUUCACAAAUGUGUUGUUGACUGAAUGCUUGUCUUGGGUCUAUUGCUUGUAGUAUUGAUAAAUAGUAAGCAAAAUAAAUUGUACAGUCAAUCUGCUUCACAAAGCUCACUAGUGACUCAAUGCCAUGGAUGCAUUCAAUCUGAUCAUGGUGCAAGCAUUAAUGUGCUUUCAUAACACUAUUGUGCCCUAAUCACCAGGUCCCUGCUGCCACAGUUAAAGGGACACUACAGGCACCCAUAUGAUCUCAUUAAAGUGGUCUGGGUGCAGUGCCUCUGUCCGCCUUAGUCCUGCAAUGUAAAUCAUUGUAGUUUUACAGUAACCGCUAUGAUUAUUUUGUAGGACUGCCUCCGGUGGCUUUCUCUCAGGCAGCAACUAGAGGCAAUUCCAGGGUUCCAAGCGACUCUGAGUCCCUUAAACUUGCUGGACAUCCUUGCGCUCUGCAUGGAUAUACUGCGUCACUGAAAUCUUCAUAGGAAUGCAUUGAUUAACUGCUUUCCUACGGGGAUAGCCUGAUGCGCUUGUGGCGAAUGCAUGUUGGUUUCCCCUUUGGAUGAUGUCUGAGAAGGCAGGGACUCUGGUGCUGGUAUUGGGUAGGUUGCUCUGGCUGAGGUCUGGACCGGAGAUGGCGUCAGAUAAUCUGCUAAAAAUAGUUUUACUCUAUUACUCAAACUGCUCUAGUGGCUGUUGGUAUGCCAGCUAAUAACAGCAGGCUAACCUUGCAGUGAAAUCAUUGCUGUUUCUGCAGGACCAUAACGUUUUCAGCUGCAGUGUUAAAACUGGUGGGGUUAUGAAAUGGCUCCAUGCUCAGUUUGCUGUGGCACUUUAUCAAAGAAUACACUUGCAUUAAUGUGAUGGUGGUAGCCAAUCGGCCAGACUGCAGUUGGUUUGCAUGAUGGGCUUGGGCGGUGUCAUGUUGCAUAUAGUGGACAUUUUGGGUUGUAGUUUAUUCCAUAUUGGUAGAUAUUAUUCUGGCUUACCAUACGCGUUCAGAUACAAUAAAACAAACGAGUAACUGGGGUGUUAUGAAAUGGCUCUAGGCUCCAUUUGCCGUGGCACUUUAUCAUUAAAGAAUACACUUUCUUACAUGGGUGUUGGCUUUAACUUAUUCUAAGCUGCAUGCUGGGCAACAGUCACUACUUCAGUUUCAGCUAUAUUCUGAAACUAAUAUUAUAUGGACUACUUACAGUAGCUGUCACCUCAAACUUGCCUUUCUCCUAUUGCUUUGUCUUUCUUUUAGAAUUUAUUUAAUUUUUUUUUUUUUUUUAUUUCUGACUUAAAUUCUUUAAGGAACUAAUUUGUCUUUCCUACACUUGACAAUUGUGUAAUAAGUGAAGUUUGCCUUAAAGGGGACACUAUAUAGUCACUCAGACCACUUCAGCUCAAUGAAGUGGUCUAGGUGCCAGAUACCCCAGGUUUUAACCCUUCACAUGUAAACAUAGCAGUUUCAGAGAACCUAUAGUGGCUGUCUUCCUGACAGCCGCUAGAGGUGCUUCUGCCACGCUGGAUGGGAAAUUCGCAUUCAGCGUGCAGAACGUCCAUAGGAAAGAUUCGAGAAAUGCUUUCGUAUGGACUGUUAGAAUGCGCGUUCUGCUUUACUUGGGAGCUGAUGCCGGUGGGGGAGGAGAGGUCACUGGCGCUGGAUUAAGGUAAGUGGCUCAAGGGGGACCAUGAGGGUCCCCCAAGGAUUAUAUAGUGUGAGGGGAAAACAAGUGUUUUCCUGACACUAUAGUGAUCCAUUAAGAUUCUCCCUUUUGACACAAUUGUCAAGCGUAGGGAAAAUACAUAGUUCAAAGUAGUCACUACUUUGUCUUUAUAUUUUAAAAGGGAUUAGGUCCUAGAGAAAACCAUAGUAGAAAGGAAAGUAUGAGGUGACACACUUUAAUCCUAAUUGGGGGUUAGUUGAAGUUUCUUGUAUUCCCUGCAUUAUUUUUAUUUUACUCUUAUUUUGUUUUUUUUCUAUUUAGUCCUAUUACUUCGACCGGGAUGAUGUGGCGCUGAAAAAUUUCUCAAAGUACUUUCUGCACCAGUCCCACGAAGAGCGAGAGCAUGCAGAGAAACUUAUGAAACUACAAAACCAGCGCGGUGGGCGUAUAUUCCUGCAGGACGUGCGGGUAAGAAUGGCAAAAUGAAUUGUACUUCUGUUAAGCGAACUUACUUGGUGCAUGUCUAUGGGAGUUAACUUGCAUAACAUGUGACUGGGCUUAGUAUGAGUGUUCUGAAUAGCACUUACAGUUGGGUGACUUCUAAUUUGUUGAAAUGUUUUUCAUUGAUUCAUUGCUCAUAUUCAUGCUGUAACUUGAUAGCUGAACAUCUGAUUUGGACUUGUCCUAGCAGACUUUUCACAAUGCUAUCGAUGGCUACCAGCACUGUUACACACUCAUUAAACGCUUGCUAGCAGAACCAAAUGUUGCCAGAUAUAUUGACUUGGUCUCUGGAGUUAUAGCUUGCCAGGAUUCAUGUGACCUGUUAAAAUGACCAAAUACAAGGGGAAGCCUGGAGUAGACAUUACAGAAUAUCUGCUAACCAACACUGUGUUGGUGUUGUCCUAUUGUAACUUACCAGUAGUUUUUCUUGCUGCAGCUUGGAAUACAGGAUCUCAAUUCAUAGAAAUGGUUCACAUGUAUCACAGAAGUGGCAAGUCAAACUAAAAUAACAAAAUAGAUCUUGCUUUAUUUAUGUAUAAUUGCAUGUAUUUUACUCCUUUUGCCAUCAACUUUAGUUCGAUUUGCCACUGCUGUGAUUCACCUGAACUCUUCCUAAUUUGUUUGGGAUAGUGGGGGCCCACCUGUGCUAUUCCAGUGUGCAACACAUUUAUUUAUUAUGAAUAUGAAGUUGGGUUAUCGCUAUCAUGGUGAAGCUAAUCUUCUUACAGUGCUAGUUAACAUGGAGUUUAGAUGCCUGGCACAAGCUCUCAGGACUCUGUCUAUAGGCUUGUUGGUGAUCUAGCCGGAGCCAUUACCUUUCCGACGCCCACUAAUUCUAUCAAUUAACUGAUUGAUUGACAGAAACCAGACCGCGAUGAAUGGGGAAGUGGUCUAGAGGCUCUAGAGUGUGCCCUUCAAUUGGAGAAGAAUGUUAACCAGUCACUGUUGGAGCUACACAAACUAUCCACAGAUCGCAAUGACCCCCAUGUGAGUACAAACUAAUCUUAGGCAUUUUUAUUCUGCCCUGUUUAUAGCAUGGCAAAUCAACACUGUGUGCUGUUCAGUUGUACAGUAUAAAUUAACAAGUUUGUUGUGUUCAGACUCCUUGUGUAAUUGUGUGGAUGGUGUUGCAUUGUAGGAGUGUAUGUGGAUUGUCAGUCAUGUGAGCUGUUUGGAUUAUAGUAAGAGGGGGAGGAUUCUUCUGCGUGCGUGUGUGUGUGUGUGUGUGUGUGUGUAUAUAUAGCAGUUUGGAUCGCUGCCAUGGGUGCCGGGCUGGUCAGGUAAAGGUCAAGUGCUGGAGCUGGGUUAGCUGCUGUACUCCAGUACAGGUCACAUUUACAAAAGUGCCUAAUUGUAUGUUUCAAUGGGGUAUAACUACCAAACAGUAAGGAUGUUAGUUUUUUUUUUUUUUUAAACUUGGUCAGUGGUGUGAGCCUUUUAAACACCAUGUAGGACUUCACAAAGGCAACAGUAGCUGUAGUAUUGACAUUGAGGAGCUUGCUUCCUUCACCCCCACUUCUUUCUAUAGCAGCUAGUUAAAUAUAUCCAUCAUCAAAGAAUGCAAUGAAUGAAGGUGUACACUGCCUUCUGGGAAGUGUUCUUUACUGCCAAGUGGGCCUGAAAUGAACUUCAGAUAAAAUCAUAAUUGGUGGCUUGACGAGCUGUGUCUAACUUGGAUACGCACUUUGUUCAGAUGUCCUUGUAUUUGAUCGAAGUUCUGUUGCAUUUACCACAUCGCCUGUUGACCGCAGAGUUAAGAUGGGAGAGAAGCUGCCUUUAUUGUCAAACUUAGUGACUCACAAAGUCACAAUCUGUGGAGUGAUUGCCAGAACACUUAUUUUAUGGCAUGUGUUUUAUUUAUUUUUAUUCAAGCAGUACACUUCUCCCACCAUUCUUGUUCUUUACUUCCUGUAUCUUAAUUUUUCAGCUCUGUGACUUCCUGGAGACUCACUACCUGGAUGAGCAGGUGAAAUCCAUGAAAGAACUGGGAGAUCAUGUGACCAACCUACGCAGAAUGGGGGCUCCUACAAAUGGCAUGGCAGAGUACCUCUUUGAUAAACACACACUGGGGGAAAGUCAUGACUGAAGGCUGAAUAUCUUUCUCUGCAUGCUCAACUUUAAAAUGUCUGUAUAAUAUUUGAGAUCACUUACUCCUGCUCCUAUUUUGGCACAAAUAAUAAAAAAAAAAUAUAUAGACUUGGAUAUUGUCUCUAGAUAUUAAUAGUUCAAAUGUGACACUACAUGGUGUGGGUGACAGGAACAAUCAUUCCAUCCUGGUAGUAGCUCCAUGUGAGAUGUAAGGCAUAUGUUGCUAUAGGCUAGGCAUGUGUAGACACAAACAUAAAGUUUGAGCAUUGAUUAACAUGCUGUGUCGGCUUGGCACAUACACAUGGUAAAGCAGUGGCCCGAUCAAUGAAUGGGUGUAGAACUAGCAGUUUUUAGUAAGCCAUUGCAAAGCUGGAACGGGUGGGAGGAAAAAACAGAACCUAAAAUGUUCAGUGGGUUGUUUCACCAGUGCAGUUUACAAACUACAUGUGGUCUUGAUGAUCAAAAAAAAAAGCUAAAACGUCUUUAAGUACUAAUAAUAAAUGCUCACAUUAAAAAAAUCUUAUAGCACUGUGGGUUAUUUUUUGAACUCUGAACCGAAAG
This is a messenger RNA of Pelobates cultripes (western spadefoot toad), 10233 nucleotides long. The record is from the annotation of a GenBank genome assembly. NCBI's taxonomy places the organism in Eukaryota, Metazoa, Chordata, Amphibia, Anura, Pelobatidae.